UGCCAAACCUGAUCAUGAGGCUAUAGUUAGCUCUCCUGUGCUAGUAUAUAAGGCUCCAUAGUGUCAAAAUGUACAUGUCGGUCAAGCGGACUUGGCGUAGGCUCUUGGCUCUUCUCCUGACCAACCCCAAAAACUCCAUAUAACUUCGAGAGAUGGCACCCAAAAAGGCCAAGAGGAGGCAGCAGGGAGAGGGUGGCAGCUCCAAUGUGUUCUCCAUGUUUGAGCAGAGCCAGAUCCAGGAGUACAAGGAGGCCUUCACCAUCAUCGACCAGAACAGAGACGGCAUCAUUAGCAAGGAUGAUCUGAGGGACGUGUUGGCCUCCAUGGGUCAGCUGAACGUGAAGAACGAGGAGCUGGAAGCCAUGAUCAAGGAGGCCAGUGGUCCAAUCAACUUCACCGUCUUCCUCACCAUGUUUGGCGAAAAGCUGAAGGGUGCUGAUCCCGAGGACGUCAUUGUUAGCGCUUUCAAGGUCCUUGACCCCGAGGGUACCGGCUCCAUCAAGAAGGAUUUCCUUGAGGAGCUUCUGACCACCCAGUGCGACAGGUUCAGCGCAGAGGAGAUGAAAAACCUGUGGGCCGCCUUCCCUCCAGAUGUGGCUGGCAAUGUCGACUACAAGAACAUCUGCUACGUCAUCACACACGGAGAGGAGAAGGAGGAGGAGUAAACUCCUUUCCAGCUACUAUUUAUCUACCUCUUACCUCAACCCCCUCACAUGUGGUUCCUUCACUGGUUCCUUCUUCUCUAUGGCAUGUUCAGGUUCCCUCCUUGAAUGAAUGUUCCUCUCGCUCACACGGCUGAUAAUAAAAGACUUUAACUCCAUGGCUGAGAUCCUGAACUGGAAGUCAGGAUGGCUUUUGGAGGUGGUGGGAACAUUUUCAGUAAACAAUAAUGCCGUGUCGUCAAACCACGCCAUCUCACAAUGUUCUCUCUGCUUUUCUUUGGUACACGUUUGUUUAUUCUCACAACCUACAAUAAAGAGCAGAGGAACACG
Pangasianodon hypophthalmus (striped catfish) is the source of this 992-nucleotide messenger RNA. It is a transcript of the gene mylpfb, whose product is annotated as myosin light chain, phosphorylatable, fast skeletal muscle b. The coding region runs from base 153 to 665 and encodes 170 amino acids. Gene Ontology annotation, cellular component: cytoplasm. Gene Ontology annotation, molecular function: calcium ion binding. The record is from RefSeq and is a predicted model, not a curated record. Lineage: Eukaryota; Metazoa; Chordata; Actinopteri; Siluriformes; Pangasiidae. Gene Ontology annotation, biological process: skeletal muscle tissue development. The transcript is spliced from 6 exons.